Messenger RNA from Oncorhynchus gorbuscha (pink salmon), 3398 nucleotides. Its product is annotated as protein FAM171B-like. The coding region runs from base 132 to 2483 and encodes 783 amino acids. The transcript has 8 exons. NCBI's taxonomy places the organism in Eukaryota, Metazoa, Chordata, Actinopteri, Salmoniformes, Salmonidae. The record is from RefSeq and is a predicted model, not a curated record.
UCUGAACGAGGAUGUUCAUGUUGAACUAAUUGUAUCGCUUAGAGAACUACAAUGGCCUACCAUGCGGAGGAUAAUGUGGGACUCAUGCCUAGUGUUUACCGUUAUGUCUCGCUUUGUAACUGCAAGUAGUCAUGUCAGUAUUAGGAGUUUACCUGUUGUUAUUCGCGCUAUUCUACAGGGACGGGAUGAGAUUGACCGCAAGCAGUUUGUCUGCCGCGGGCCAGAUGGCACAGCGCGAUGACGGCGAUAUUGUAAACUUUAUUGUUAAGGGCGCAGCAGACCAUCAAGUGGUUCAACAAAUUCAGCAUCAGGACCAGACAGCAUCAGUCUACUCGUCAGGCUCUGAAUUCCCUCUGAAGGUCCAGGUCAAUGACAUGUCAACCCGCCACGUCCUGAGCCUAGCCACAGUGGAGGUGUAUGUGAACUACACCAGGACCAACUCUGCUCUCACCACUGAGGAUGGUAGAGUUUUUCUUUAUGUGCCCUACCAACUGGGGUUACCCCUCACCAUCGUGGCUAGCAUGGAUAGUUACCUGCUCACCCUGCUGCCCUGGAAAACCACCAGGAUGCCAAUAUUUUCAGCUGUGACCAUGUCCCUGUUGUCCAUAAACCAAGGCAACAUCUGGUGGUUUGACGAUUCAGUUCUGAUAACUGGCAAAACAUCUGAUGCCUUGUCUCAGCCCAGGGUCCAGUUCCCUAAGAGUCUCCUGAACCUGACAGACAGAAGAAGCCUCUCCUCUUUCAGAGCUUACCUAACAACGCCUCAGCCUCCCGUUGGGAAAGACUGCUACGCCUACACCGCUGGCCUUCUCAUCAACCAGUCAGGAUACAGCAGCAUUGAGUUGAGCCCCAUAGCAGCUGUCAGUGCUCAACUCUUGUCCAAUGGCAGAGAGAUCCAGGUGACCGGGCCAGUGCAGAUCACUCUACCCCUGGGGGACAGCUCUGGACUGCAGGCCUCUCAUGCUGUGCCAGCCUGGUCCUUUGACCAUACUACUGGUGCCUGGAUGAACAGAGGACUGGGAAUUAUGAAGAUGGAGGAGGGGAAGUUGUUUUGGACCUUCAUGGCCCCUCAUCUAGGCUACUGGAUAGCAGCACCCAUGCCUUCGAUCAAGGGUUACAUGGGACAUGCCACCCCUAUGGACUUCAUCUCCUACCAUAGCUCCUUGAUCGUGGCUGUGCUAGGAGGAACUCUUGUCCUCCUUGUUGGAGUUUUAGCAGUGAUGCUCUGUUGUCGUAGGGAACCUAAGACAAAGAGGAUCCACGCCACCAAAAUGGCGUCGUUGGAGAUGGACCAAACCACCACGACACAUGACAACCAACUCUGCGAAGUGUCCUCUCAAGACUCCACCCACUCUGAAGACGUAUCCCACCAAUUAUUAACGAGGAGGGGCGAUGGCAAAUUGGAUGAUUCAGCCACUUCCAAGUACAAUGACGACUUCAACUUUUACAUUGAGGGUACAGAUCUUAUUGGUCCAGAGUCCUCCAGGCCUUUGCAGCAGGCCCUUCUUGUCAACUGCAGUGACAUUAUGUGGACACGGGGCAUUUCUGAGGGGAUAAAUCUACCUCUCUCUCUCAAUGAGAGCUUGUUCCUCCAGGACAGACUGCUCCACUUCCACAACCAACCUGUGGCUAUCCGCCAUGCUCCGGGGCUUUGGAGCUCACCAGAGCAGCCCUCUCCGGGAUGCAGGUCUGCCACCCUGCCCCGAACAGGUGGAAUGUACGACCUUGGGCAAGGACAAACUGUGGGCAUGGACAACCUCACACAGACUUUACCCAAGGCCCCUCUGGCCACUCUGGAGCGCUCCCAGGGGCACGGCAGGGAGGGGACUUCACAGGGACAGGGAGGGCUUCACGGGGACAUCUCCACCUUCAAGCCAGAGUCCUGGAGCCGCUACUACAGCAGCCUCCCAGAGUCCGUCUCAGUCCCCAGCACGCUGAAUGAGGCCAGAGGAAGAGGUGGCCACCGCCCUGGGGGUGGGCGUCCCUUUUCCAGUGAGCUCCAGGAAGCAGACCAGAAUUUAGAGCAGACCCCCUCAGAGCUCAUCAGGGCCAGGCCCUCUCCUCUCGCCCCGCGGGCAUGGUUUGUAUCCCUGGAGGGUAAACCAGCCGCAGAGAUCUGCCGCAACUCUUCCUCCGUCACGGACUCCAAGAGAAAACGCAGGGUGGCAGGGGACAGCCGUGACACCAGUCUUGACUCUGGAGUGGAUAUGAGCGAGCCCAACAACCAGCCAACUGUUGGGAAUAGGCAGACGAUGCUGGAUCGUAGUGGCACCUUUGUCAAGAGAGCCACGCUCCAUAUUAAGCCCCCCCUUCUCAUCUCUGGUGAGGAAUUGAACAAGGAGUGCAGCGGGAAAGGCGCCAUGGGGGGCCAGACCCCAAAUGAUGACGCCACCCAGGGGACCAACCAUGGUGCUAGCGGAACUAGUACCAACGUCUUACAGGAGAGAGGGGAGGGGCCGAGUGCUUGCCCAGAGAGACACUGAGUUCAGGGCUAUAUUCAGUUGUGGAAUGCUCAGAUAUAAAUAUACAACGUAGAAUAAACAUGUCCCUCUGACAUGAACAAUAAAUAUUCAUGUCAGUUCAAUUCAUGACAUUUCUAUCUGCAGCGCUCCACAACGUUUGCCUACUGAGUGUGACCUUGGGCCACCUCACCCCCAGGAAACCAUGAUAAGGACAAUGACAAGAACCUGGCAUCACAUGGAGGAAAAGCCACUCACAAAGCUGAACUAGGAGCAUGAGCUGAAGUUGUGUAGGGGAAUAGUCAUAGACAUCAAAUUGCACUGACUGUCAAUACAUGUUAUGACAAUGCCUAAAGGUGGUGUUGUACAAUCUCUUGUAUUCAUCUGUCGAAUGCAAACCCGGUGAAACUUAAAGGAAUCUUAGUUUCACUUCACCUGUGCCAUUUCUUACUCAUAACAUAGAAUGCAUUUGUGUAGGCUGCACCUUUACAAGCCCGCCAUGCAUGUCUUCACUUAAGUUUCAUUGUGAAUCUGCCUGUCUGUGAUUGACUAUACUUACAUGAAGUCUGUUACAUUCCAGGAAGUAAGCACACAUUUGCCUCAGCAACAUUUGAACUUGUCAGUACAAAAAGUUGUAAGGUCUCUAGAUUUACGUUCACUGCCAGAUUCUGCUCUGUUAGACAUCCCGUCCUGUGGUAAAUGAUAUCUUCCUGUCCUGUAGCCUUUGAACUGUAUGUUGGGUGAGAUGGCUGCUCCCGCUCUGUUGAAAACCAGCUGUUGUUCAUCUAGUUCACGGGACUCUAGACUCUCAUUCCACCUCUGCCACUUAAAUGUAACUGCUUGUACUUGCUGGUACUUCACCACAGUCAUGGUUUUAUCAACUAAAGUCUAUUAUUCUUGUCGUCCCUAGAUUUUGUACAAUUUAUAAUUUAUAAUUUA